AUGUCAUCAAAUUUAUAUUCUUUCUCAUCAGAAACCCUAGCUAGGUUGAAAAAAUUUAGAUUUCAAAGUGCUAGAGUUAAUAAUAUACAAGCAUUAAUAUAUACAAUCGACAAAGAUACAUAUGAAGUUAAAGAAGAUGAAGAUAUAGAAGAGAAUCCAUUAAACUCAAUAGAAGAUUUAAUUCAAGAAUUACCAGACAAUGCACCAAGAUAUAUAAUAUUAUCAUAUCCAUUGAAAACAAAAGAUGGUCGACUACAAAUACCUUUGGUCAUGUUAUACUGGUUGCCUCCAACAACUCCAAAUGAUAAAAAAAUGUUAUUUGCUGGUGCAGUUGAAAAUUUCAGAGACAAAGCUGGUGUAUCAAAAUUAAUCAAAAUAUCUGAUGAAGAGGAGUUCGAAGAUUUGGAAACUCAAAUAUCCUAA
Molecule: messenger RNA, 423 nt
Organism: Lodderomyces pseudojiufengensis
Lineage: Eukaryota; Fungi; Ascomycota; Pichiomycetes; Serinales; Debaryomycetaceae
Exons: 4
Coding region: 1-423 (140 amino acids)
Biological process (GO): negative regulation of Arp2/3 complex-mediated actin nucleation; actin filament debranching
Cellular component (GO): actin cortical patch
Molecular function (GO): Arp2/3 complex binding; actin binding
Source: RefSeq, a predicted model, not a curated record